Coniosporium apollinis CBS 100218 is the source of this 3768-nucleotide messenger RNA. RefSeq lists its product as uncharacterized. NCBI's taxonomy places the organism in Eukaryota, Fungi, Ascomycota, Dothideomycetes. The transcript is spliced from 4 exons. Gene Ontology annotation, molecular function: ATP hydrolysis activity; ATP binding. The record is from RefSeq and is a predicted model, not a curated record. Gene Ontology annotation, biological process: protein import into peroxisome matrix. Gene Ontology annotation, cellular component: cytosol; peroxisome; peroxisomal membrane. Bases 1 to 3768 code for a protein of 1255 amino acids.
AUGGCCCCUCCAGCAAAGAAGCCUUCUGCGCCAGCACUCCAGGCGGAGGUUGCUCUUCUCCACACACUGAAGAACUGCCUGGUUAAUUUGCCAUCUUCGCUGGUCGCCGUCCUUGUCAACGCCAACACUGUAGCGCAAAAUGUCGUUGUCGAACUUAGCUACCGACAGCCAGCACCGCCCAGCAGCGCAAGUAAUGGCAACGCCAUAGCGACCAGUCAGAAGUCCAUAUUUAUAGGAUGGACUGGUAUGCAGAGCAAGAGCAAGCUGGCGUCAAUAGUUGGAAGAGACGGCUUGAGCGGUAGCCGAGGGGCAACUGCUGGAAGAGAGCAGAAUGUGCCUGUGGUGGAGCUUGAUGCAACAUUCGCCCGGUUGUUGGGCAUAACUGAGGGCCAGAAGGUUGGAGUUAUCCUGCACCUUGACCCGCCCCAAGCGCACACCGUAAACAUCGAGCCGUUAACAUUCACAGACUGGGAGAUGAUUGAGCUCCAUGCUCAGUUCUUAGAACUCAACUUCCUCUCGCAGGUUCGCGCAUUACCAAACCCAGCCUUCAACCAGUCCUCCGACGCCCACCGACAAGCGCCGCAUCCACUUACGAUUCACCUGUCCCCAACAUCAACCGCAAACAUCGCCGUGACAUCCCUCACGCCAGCUCCGCCGUCAUCAUCUCCCUUUGUGAAGAUAUCCCCAGGCGCCGAGGUUAUUGUGGCACCAAAGACACGCCAACGAGCGGAGCGAAGUUCUGGGCGAGAGAGUCGGAGCGUAGCGAGCACUAGUCGAAGAAGCGUCGGCGGCAAGAGCGCUGCAAGCACCGUACGGCGGAAAAGCGGCCGAAGCGAAGAGUCUCGCGGCGCAGUAUUCCUUCGAGGUGUUGAUCGAGCCGUUGGUGGAGAAUGGUUCGAGGACGACGAGAACACGCGCAACAACGGACUUACCGUGUGGGUGGAUCAAGAUGUCCUGCUUACGAAGGCUCUCCGAGGUGCAACUUGGGUAUCCGUUGCCAUCAUCAGGCCGGCAGGUUUGCAAGAGCCGGUAGACCCGCAAAAGGAGACAGAAAUGGAGAAACCCGCAGUGAAGGUAGUAGCUCGCAUAGGGGCUUGGGAAGAUGCACCUGACAGUCAUCACGUUGCGCUCUCGAGUAUGCUUUGUAAGGUCCUUGGAUUUGACGGGUUCGUUGGCGGUCUGGUUCGCCUGGAAGGUGCGCCGCCUCAGGCACCUAAACCGAGAUCCAUCGCGGCGAGCUCCGAUCACCAUAAGGAUGCAGGUGUCAAGGGUUUGAGGAUCUUCCCUUUCUCAGCUCCUGAUUCGCAGAGCAACGCUGGCCUAAAAUUCGGCGGAGAAUUCAAGCAGCAGCAAGAGCAAGCAGGGCAAUUGAUACGAUCUCAGUACGGAAAGGGCCCGGAAGGCAACGAACUACUUGAUGGACCUUUGACAGACGGGAUGGUACUGCCUCCUGCCGAAAAAGCAGACCAACCAUGGCCAGGCGGGAUCAUCAGGUUUGAUCCGAUACAGCCCCAGCCGAAAGAGGGUACUAAAGCACCUCCUUGCUGGAUACUAGGUUCUGAGCGGAAACUUAACAUCAAGGUGGAGGCUGAGAUAGCAAGGUCUUCGCCGAACGGCUGGUCACCGGGAGAACCCUUGCCGCCCACAGCUCCGGUGAUGGUGGGCAUCGAUCCGCUCAUAUCUCAGCUACUGUCGCACAUCUCCCACUCGUCCUCGGUGCUGUUGACAGGAGGGCUUGGAGCCGGCAAAUCUUCAUUGACGCAUCUCCUCGCCCAUCGCCUCCGUAAAGAGUUCCUCUUCCACACCGUCUACUUCCCAUGUCGGACGCUUGUGACGGACGAGACUCGCGUGUCCACCAUCAAAGAAACGCUGAACAGGUUGUUUGCGUCGGCUUCCUGGGGCGCUCGCUGUGGAGGACGAGCUGUCGUCAUCCUAGACGACCUUGACACACUCUGCCCAGCUGAGACCGAGCUGCAGGUUGGCAACGAGAACGGGCGAAGUCGACACAUCAGCGAGUGCAUUUGCUCGACUGUGAGACAAUACUGUUCUACGGACUCUGGCGUCGUGCUGCUAGCGACAGCGCAAAGCAAGGAAGCCCUCAACAACGUCAUCAUCGGAGGCCACGUCGUUCGAGAGAUCGUGGCACUCAAAGCUCCGAACAAAGAGGGCCGAAGAAGAGUGCUGGAGAAGCUUGUGCAUUCUAAUAGCGGCGUUUCAAAUGCAAAGACGGAACCAAAAGUAUCGCACUCACGAGACUCAAGCAGUUCAGACGACCACACUUGGCACCACGGCGCGAGCUCAGGCAGCAGACCGAGUACUUCUCAUCAGCACCCCCAAGCCAUCGGCUUCACCAUCGACCCAAACGUAGACUUCCUCGACCUCGCCGGCCAAACAGACGGCUACAUGCCCGGCGACCUCGUACUCCUGACCUCUCGCGCCCGCAGCGAAGUCCUGAUCCGUACCGUCAGCUCCACCGCCACUUCAUCAUCCCCCACCCUCAGCCUCACGCGCGACGAUUUUACCAACGCCCUCAAGGGCUUCACUCCCGCCUCUCUCCGAAACGUGACCCUCCAGUCCUCGACCACGCGCUGGGACAGCAUCGGCGGGCUCCACUCGACCCGCAAAACGCUCCUCGAAACGCUCCAAUAUCCGACUACCUACGCCCCAAUCUUCGCGCACUGCCCCCUACGCCUCCGCUCCGGUCUCCUGCUCUACGGCUACCCAGGCUGCGGCAAGACGCUCCUCGCGUCCGCCGUAGCAGGCGAAUGCGGGCUCAACUUCAUCUCCGUCAAGGGCCCCGAGAUCCUGAACAAGUACAUCGGCGCGUCCGAGAAGAGCGUGCGGGACCUCUUCGAGCGGGCCGAGGCGGCUAGGCCAUGCGUGCUCUUCUUCGACGAGUUCGACAGCAUCGCGCCGAAGCGUGGGCACGAUAGCACGGGCGUGACGGAUCGAGUGGUUAAUCAGCUGCUUACGCAGAUGGAUGGCGCCGAGGGGCUGAGCGGCGUGUAUGUGCUUGCAGCGACGAGUCGGCCGGAUUUGAUCGAUCCGGCGCUGCUGAGGCCGGGGAGGUUGGAUAAGAGUCUUAUUUGUGACCUUCCGGGACUGAAAGAACGGGUUGAUAUUCUCAGGGCUGUGACGAGGAAGUUGAGGGUUGCGGAGAGUGUUUUGAGGACGGAGGAUGAGGCACGCGGCCAGAAUGUGUGGGAUAUUGCGCGCAGGACUGAGGGCUACUCGGGCGCUGAUUUGCAGGCCGUCGUCUAUAAUGCGCAGCUGGAGGCUAUUCACGAUGUCCUGGGCGAUGCUGCUGAAGACAUGCUCGGAAAAGGACAGGGCAAGAUGGAUGGUGUGGCGAAUGGUUUGAAUUCUUCGAAGCCGCCACCUGACUUCAUCCACUUCCGUUUCGGCGAGACUGGCGCAGAGCAAGACUCAACAGCUCCAACGAGCUCGGCGGCACUGACAGAGCGCGCGGCUAUCGCGGCGAAGUUGAGCGAGAUGCAGGCACAGCGGCGGAAGGUAAAGGAACAGCGGCACCCUCCGUCUUCACGAGACGGUCUGAAUGAGGACCCAGCCGUCAAGGCAGAGUCAAAAGAGCCGGUCAUCCAGUGGCGCCACAUCCUCAAGUCGCUCGAGACGACGCGGAGGUCCAUCAGUCCGCAGGAGGCGAGGCGACUGGCGGAUAUUUACAGGGAGUUCUUGGUAGGCAGGAACGGGGAGAUGCCCAAUGGGGAGGCGAAUAAGGAGGUUGGUGGGCGGACGAGUUUGAUGUAG